Messenger RNA from Branchiostoma floridae (Florida lancelet), 1243 nucleotides. RefSeq names its product zinc finger protein 239-like. Gene Ontology annotation, biological process: regulation of transcription by RNA polymerase II. Gene Ontology annotation, cellular component: nucleus. NCBI's taxonomy places the organism in Eukaryota, Metazoa, Chordata, Leptocardii, Amphioxiformes, Branchiostomatidae. Gene Ontology annotation, molecular function: DNA-binding transcription factor activity, RNA polymerase II-specific; RNA polymerase II transcription regulatory region sequence-specific DNA binding. Bases 121 to 1179 code for a protein of 352 amino acids. The record is from RefSeq and is a predicted model, not a curated record. The transcript has 2 exons.
ACAACUCUUCACCUUUGACCCCACGGGAAGACGCAGGAACGAAUUCGAAGCAGUCUGAAUCCAGGGUUACGCCAAGAGAAGUGAGCGGAAAACAUCACCAUAGUCUGCAGUAUUUUAGACAUGGAAACGACUGCACAUGCGUAUCCAACCGGAGUGGAUCAGAAUUGCUGUGAUGGGUCUCUCACUGGAGUUCCCCAGGUUGACUGCGCAAGCAAAAUAAGGAAUGCUAGAAACCGUAUGGAAGGACAUAACGCCAACUUCAAUAACGCUGGUGAUAAACCAUACAUGUGUGGGGAGUGCGGGUACCGGACAGUUAAAAAGGAUACCUUAUCCAGACAUAUGAGAAUCCAUACAGGAGAAAAGCCCUACAAGUGUGACCAGUGUGACUAUUCUGCUGCACGUAAAUCCAGUUUGAACAGACAUUUAGCAAAACACACAGGAGAGAAACCCUUCAUGUGUGGGGAAUGUGGGUACAGAACAGAUGACAAGACUAAAUUGUCGAAACACAUGAGAACCCAUACCGGUGAAAAGCCCUACAAGUGUGACCGGUGUGGCUAUUCUGCAGCACAAAAAGCCAAUUUGGUUUCUCAUCAAGCAACACAUACCGGUGAGAAACCCUACAUGUGUGGGGAGUGUGGGUACAGGACAGCUCAAAGGUCUAACUUAUCCCGACAUAUGAGGACCCAUACGGAAGAGAAACCCUACAAGUGUGACCAGUGUGACUAUUCUGCUUCUCAGAAAGCCAACCUUGACUACCACAUAGCAACAAAGCACACUGGUGAGAAACCCUACAUGUGUGGGGAGUGUGGGUACAGGACGGCUAUGAGGUCUGACUUACCGAAACAUAUGAGAAUUCAUACAAAAGUAAAACCCUGCAAGUUGGACCAGUGUGGCAUUUCUACAGCAUGCAAACCCAGUUUGGACCAGCAUCUAGCAACUCACACCAGAGACAUAACCUACAAAUGUGGGGAGUGUGGGUUCAGGACAGGUAAACAGUCUGAAUUGUCCCGACAUAUGAGAAUACAUACAGGUGAGAAACCCCACAAGUGUGACUAUACUGCUGCAUGGAAAUCCCACCUUGACUCUCAUAUGGCAACGAAACACACCGGUGAGAACCCUACCUGUGUGGGGAGUGUGGAUACAGGACAUAUCAACGGUGUAAUUUAUCCAGACGUAUGAGAACCCACACGACUGAAUAACCCUACAGAGGUACAGGAGUCAUGUGUGUCACUACUCUGAUGAC